Cuscuta campestris is the source of this 2088-nucleotide messenger RNA. NCBI's taxonomy places the organism in Eukaryota, Viridiplantae, Streptophyta, Magnoliopsida, Solanales, Convolvulaceae. The record is from the annotation of a GenBank genome assembly.
ACAUCACAUUUAAUAGCUCCUCGAACUUUUUUUGGGAGUGUAGAAAACGAGUGAAAGAAAUUGAAAGAGUUGUUCUCCAUUGCGUGUUGUGCCAAAUGAUGCGCCGCCAUGUUUGCCUCUCGGUAGAUAUGGUUGACUCGUCCUCCAGAUUUAUUAAUGAGCUCUCGGUCAAAGUCGUAAAGAAGUCAUUGUUGUCAUCACUAGUAAUUCUGUUUACGCAGACUUUUGAGUCUGUGUACAAGUUGACUUUUGAGUCAAGGUACAAACUUCUUCUGGUUCCUUCAUAUGCCGCUUCCAUCUCCGUUUCUUCUGCUGGCUGGUCUGCGCGUAGGGGGAAGGUCCAAGCAGUGAGGAAAUCUCCUUUGUUAGAUCGGAUAAUGCAAGCUCCUGUUGCUCUUCCAUUCCUCAUUGCUGCGUCGGUGGUUAGAAUGAUUCCAGUGUCUGGCAGUUCCCAGCGGAGGACCUUGAUUGCUCCCAUCCUAAUUGUGGGGCUGUUCAUGUGCUGGUUCCUCAGAUUCAGUGUUUUUCUUUUCUGGUUCCUGGUCAAGCAAAGGGGAGUGCUCAGAAUCAGAAAUGUAAAUGGGGGUAAGGGCAAGGUUUUCUGUUUCCAGAUGCAGGUCAUCCAGGGAGAGGAUUUGAGAAUCCAUGGGUUCCAUGGGUGGAAGCUUGGGAGGCUGAUUUUCUUCCCAGGAUAUGAGGCAUUUGGCAAAGAUGUCAUUGUGAUGAAGAACUUCCCAGUCCUCUUCACUAAGGAAAUUUUCAUCAAGGCCUAUAGAGUCUUCAAUAAACGUACCUUGACUAUCGAGGAGUCUCCUCAUAUUGUAUUUUCCGAAGAUAAUACUCGCUUGGCGAGAAAGGCUAUUUGUGAUGAUCUUGCAGACUCAUUAGAGAGAGUACACCUUGAAGACGAUGAAGAAGACACACCAUUAUACACCAACCCGCAACCACAAUCUGAGGAAACACCUCAAGUGAUGGUUGAAAAUGAGGACCAAGCGGACGGAGAAGAUCAAGAGGAAGCCCAGGAACAAGAGGAAACCGAGCUUCCCAUCGCUUGGAGAACGCACAGGAACCAUCCUCUUGACCAGGUAAUCGGCAGCAUCAACCGCGGGGAAUUCUCAACGCUCAUGACUAGCGAAUUUGAAAUGUCAAUGAUGGGCGAGCUCACAUUCUUUUUGGGACUCCAAGUUAAGCAAAUGAAAGAUGGAACGUUCAUUUGCCAAGCUAAAUACUGCAAGGAGCUCCUAAAACGGUUUGAAAUGGACAACGCCAAAGCCAUGGCGACCCCGAUGAGCACGUCUGACCAUCUUGACAAAGACGAGAAAGACCUCAAGCUCAUCCAUGCGAUCAUGCAUUCGGCCCCAAUCAAUUGGGCAAAGUUUGUCAUGAUCAACAUGACGAUCGCCGCGUCCACCGACCACGAUCACCUCCUCCCGUACCCGUUUUUGGUGAUGGACAUCCUUGAACGGUUCAAGGUAACCACCACCGUUGGCCCGCUCACGAAGGCCACGAAGAUUUGGACAAUCAGCAACCAAACCUUCCUCAAGCGGUCGGACAACGCCGCGGCUGCCACUGCCGAGCCACGCCGCACUGCCCCUACCGCUGGCCCAGCCGAACCCCAGGCCCGGGCCAACCUUGCCUCCAUCGCCGACUCCCUCAACCGGCUCCACCUCAAAGUUGACGGGAUGGGUGGCUACCUUGAACGGCUCGACGUGGCUGUUCAACGCCAAGGAUACGCGAUGAACUCGUACUUCCAAGGCAUCAACUACGUCCCCCCACCGUACCACGGCACGUUCUUUGGGCAAGUGUAUGGUGACGAAGACGAAGCCGAUGACUCCUACGCCCCGUCAAGCUCCCCGGAUGAAGACGAGUUCGACGAUGCCAUCGAUGGGGAUGAGAUGGACGUCGAUGACGACGAGGAGGAAACCGAAGACGAAGACUAGGACUCCCCUAGAAUUUCUAUCUCUUUUACUUUAAUUAUUCUUUUUUUUACUGCUUCCGUUGUACUCCGCUAUUUCCCUUUAUUAAAUAAAAUCAUUUCGUUUAUCUUUUUGUUAAUGUCAAAAGGGGGAAGAAAAGGGCUAUGCAUAU